UACUGAUUGCGACACUGAGGUCUCCCCUGAGGAGCAAGCAAAGGAGACCCAGCAGAAAGAGAAGAAGAAGAGCAUCCAUCCAGCUGUGGCGGCCCUGCAGCUGUUCACUCUCUUCUGCUGUGGUGGGAAAGUCAAGCUGAGGAAGACUCGUCCCUCUCAGAACAGACAGAGUAGAAAGGACCAGGACAAAGAUAAUGCAUCUGAUACUGGUUCAGACUUGUCUGGAGGUGAUGUUACAACCAAAAGGGUCAAGGACAAGAGAAAUGGAAAGGAAAAUCAAAGGACACCCCGGCAAGUGAAGACCCCUGUGGAGGAAAUUUACAUAAGACCUGACUCUCCGACUCUACCACGUGCCCACAGCUCCCUCUCUCAAUUUUCCCUGGCUCGGAACCUGGCCAUCCUCCCGCUGGAGUGGCAGCUACCCGGAGUCCCUCUGCCCACCUCGUCUAUGGCAACUAGGACAGAGAGAACGCCAUCCUCUACCAACACUUCGACACAUGCGCAGAUGGAAACACAGACAUUAAAUAUGAACACAGACACACAGACCACUUCUACCUCUCAGAGCCAGAUCUCCAUGGUCUCAUCGGAGACCAUGAUAGAUCUUCACACGUCAGACUCCAUUACCCAGACCUCCACUCUUGACAUGGCACUGACCCCUGAGAGCACUAAGGACAUGAUCACUACUGAUGAGGAUGUGAAGGAUGACUCUGCUAAAGAUUUGAUCUCCACCCUAACAGACACCUCUAUGGAGAAAUCCAUCAGUGAGACCAGCCUGAAAGACCUCAUUGCUGAGUAUGAAGAUGACAAUGAGCUGAAGGAUAUGGCUGCCUCCGCUACCCCUGCUACUGAUAAUGCCAGUGAGGAUGCAAUGCUGCUGGAGAUUGCAGCACUUUUUGACUGAUUACAUGUUGACAGUGGAGACCGAGCUGCCUCUGCAUCUCUGAAGAGCCAAUAGACCUAAUGAACAUUUCAAUGUAGCAAAAGCUAUACUUUGAUCAAUUAAUAAAACAUUUUUUCUGCAGCA
This is a messenger RNA of Oncorhynchus mykiss (rainbow trout), 1024 nucleotides long. RefSeq lists its product as uncharacterized. NCBI's taxonomy places the organism in Eukaryota, Metazoa, Chordata, Actinopteri, Salmoniformes, Salmonidae. The record is from RefSeq and is a predicted model, not a curated record.